UGUUUGAUCACAACCCGAAGAAGAAAAUCCAAACAGCGAAUGGCGCUGAGAAGCUCUAAAAAACAUCGAAGUGGAGAUAAAUGUCUUCGCUUUGGUGUUUUGGUUUGUGGUUUCUUUAUUAAAUCAGAUUUCAUGGGCUCCGAUGAGUUCUGUAGGUGUUAACCUGCUGGAUGUUUAUUUCUCUGUGUUGAGCUAAUGUCUGUUAGACGGCUUCUGGUGGGUUGUGACGUGUUGUCUCUUCAAGAUGGCUGUUUGUUUUAUCCCUGCUGCAAAGGCUGCUUCUCCCGUCUGGAUGCCGAGCAGAGAGACUCCAGGUACAGCUGCUCCAGGUGUGGCUGCUGGUGUCUGAGGGAGCAGGUGGACUACAGAUACCGACUAUCACUGCUGGUGGCCAGAGAUGCAGCUACCUUCUGUGUCACUGUGUUUGGAAACAGCUUGAACUCCUUUUUUGGAAUCCAUGCAACUGGAUUACAGAGGUUGGUUGAACGUUCGGAGGGACCAAUGGGACCAUCAGCAAGAUCGGCGUUGUUGUUGCAGGCAGUUGAAGACUGUUUACUUGGUAGACACUUCAUCUUUGGUAUAAAGUUAAGCGGAACAGAAAGAGAACCAUGGCUUAAAGAUCCUGAUGGAAACCAGUCCAGCAGUAGAGAAAGAACCCAGUUUGUUGCCAGUCAGAUGAUUCUUCCCACAGCCUCAGGCCCGACUGGCUGCACAGUGCUCAGAUAUUACCAGCGUCUUCUUCAGAAAGUUUGUGAGAGUGCAGCAGAGUCUGCUCAUCCCAGCCAGACCUUUAAGCCUUUUGCAGCCCCCCUGCUGCUGACUUCUCCAAACAGCACCUUUGAUGACAUCACUCUACAUCAUUCUAGUCUUCUUUCUCAGGCUCUACUUGGAUUCCAACCUACAGAUCACGCAUUCCCUUCCACCCCCCCAUGGCAGCAGUCUCUCGGACUUGUUACGUCCUCAGCAGAGCAGGACGAAAAAUCGAGUCAGGAUGGUGGAGAUCGAGACAGCAGACUGACAGGAGCGAGUGUCUCCCUGGAUGACCAUCCCGGCACGAAGGAGAGAACAGCCCCACUCCAGUUGGGGCGCAGUUUUCACACCACUCCGUUUUCUACUGGGAUGCCAAACUCCUCGUAUAGAGAAAACAGCUUCAGUCAAUCCCAGCCAAGGUAUAAAAGCCGCAGCCUCACUCAAAAGGAUUUUCCUACCACCCUUCAAACCAAAACACCCAUAUCAAGCUCCCUUAAUUGGAAUGAUUUGCCUUUCUCUGAGAGUCUCACUGAAUAUCUAUGUAAAGAAAACAAAGAUUUUCCGGUUAAAACGACAAGUUUUAAUCUGCAGCAUCAAAAACCAACCGCAGCAACCAUUGAGGAGAACGGCACCCUAUCAGAUGAACCGGCUUAUGCUCGUCAGAGCGCUGCAGAGAUAAACGGCAGAGAUAAACUCCAGGAUAUCACGAAUACACCGGAAGGAGAUCAGGAAUAUGUUUUAUCUGAUCAAGACCGUUUUAACUGUGAUGAGCAUGUGAGCAGGUUGGAAGGCGGAGAGAUUUCAUGGGACAGUGAAGCUUUUUUUUCACCCGGAAAACAAGAGCAGCACAGUGAAGCGGACGGUUACAACUGUUCUGCCGACUUAUUCGGUGACUCACUAGUGAUUGAGACGCACACAAAUGCUGGUGCACGGCCAUCCCCCUCAGAUGCUGCUUUCCAUUGCACUGAGCUGAAUGAUCAGCAUCUAAAGAAUGAAAGCUUUGCUGGGUUAAGAUCAACGCCACACAAACAGAAACUUAAAACCAAAUUGUUUAAAAGAGAUAGUUUAGGUCUACAAGAUCUUGACUUUCUUCCUCCUACUCAAUCCACUCCAUGUAUGAAAUUAUGUGCAGCGACACAGUCACACACAGUCACUUCCUACAGAUAUUUAAACAAUGAAUCCUUAAGAGAAAACACAAUGAGAAGCAUGAGAUCCAGCAGGUGCAAGACUAAAAUCACAUCAGGAAGGAGAUCGAGGAAGUCAGAGAAACAAAAAGACAAACAUCCAGUUGGACGACAUGUAAAGCUGCAAAUACAAAGACUGAACUUUGAGUCACCGAGAACAAGCAGCCAGAGGCAUGACUCUAAAACUAGCUGUGUGACUGGUGGUGAUUACAAUAAUGGGGAGGGAAUAGUUCCUCCUACUCCUGCUCAUAAAAUGCAGCUAAAUGUUGAAUUCAGAGAGAGACAGCAGAUGGAAAAUGGUCGCAGGGAUUCCUGCUGGAACAGGAACAGUUCUGGAAGCGAUAGGUGUGAUCAUAGCAGACCCCACUGGGAUCAGACUCAGACAGUAUUUUAUGCUAACGAGUCAGUAGGUGAGAGAUAUUUGGAUGGAUCUCAGGAUCAGCCCUCUGAAGAUGUAAACAAUACAUGUGACUGGUCAAGGGAUCUAUUUUCAGACUCCAUCUGAUUGCAUAACUGCAAAAACGGAUUGAUGUUUAAAGAUGAGAACAGCUGCCUUUGAAUGAAAUGAAUCUAAUGAAAUAUUUAUAUUUAUCUCUGACAUACUUUGUGUUCAGAUUGGAAUUACGGGUCGCAGAAAAAACACUAAUAGGACAAUAUUUAAUAGUAACUCAUUUAAUGAUCAUGGCAAUAACUUACUUUUUCAAAACAAAUUUUCUACAAAUCAUAUUUAAAUCUCCAAUAAAUGUUAUUUUGUUAAAAUAUGUUGAAUUGCUUAAGCACAUUUUCCCUUGUGACUUUUUAUGAUUUGUGUUGAUAAAUAUUAAUUCAAAACCUU
This is a messenger RNA of Cyprinodon tularosa, 2769 nucleotides long. RefSeq names its product DNA damage-induced apoptosis suppressor (gene ddias). The transcript has 5 exons. NCBI's taxonomy places the organism in Eukaryota, Metazoa, Chordata, Actinopteri, Cyprinodontiformes, Cyprinodontidae. The coding region runs from base 196 to 2439 and encodes 747 amino acids. The record is from RefSeq and is a predicted model, not a curated record. Gene Ontology annotation, biological process: negative regulation of intrinsic apoptotic signaling pathway in response to DNA damage. Gene Ontology annotation, cellular component: cytoplasm; nucleus.